GGAAAAGAGCCCCAUCUUGGAUUGAAAAAUAGCAGCUGAGAGGCUUUGCGUUUCAGGCGUGUCCCGCUAACCUAAGUGCAGGGGUUACGCGGGCUCCCCCCAGCGACCUCAGCUCGGAGCCCUCCUCCGAACGCACCCGACACCACGUCCCGGACCCGGAUACAACUCACACCCUCUCGUUUCUUGAAGGAAUAUUUACUAAGAGCCAAGUCGCCCAGCCACAGGCUGAGAGAGACCCAGAACCGGCCCUGCCCGGUCCGGAGGCAGAGACGAGCACUAAACAAGCAAGUGUAUUCCAUCCGGACAAAUCUGUUCCACGACCAACCGGAGCCACCAGAGCGCAAACGCCGGAUGGGAGGAUGAAGCGAGAGAGCGCCUUCUGCGCAUGCCCGGGACUAGAGCGCCCGCCGGACUACGCCACCGCGCUGCGUAUGCGCGUGACGUCACUAGCCGGCGCCCGCUGGAAGAGGCGCUGAGCGGUGCACGUGGGUGGCGGCGCGGCGGGCGGGCACAUGGCGAGUUCCGCGGGGCUGGAGCUGUGCGGACAUGCGCUGGUGGUGCGGGGCGGCAGCCUGUUUAUGGCCACUUCCACUUCGAGCAGUGAUGAUGACAGCCUCUUCAUAUAUGAUUGCAGUACUGCGGAAAAGGAGUCACAAGAAUAUAAAGGGGCCGACGGACAGCCCGAGGAUAAGGGGACUGACACGAUUCUGGCGUCCACCUUCUCCAAGUCUGGCAGCUAUUUUGCUUUAACCGAUGACAGUAAGCGUCUGAUUCUUUUCCGUACAAAACCAUGGCAAUGUCUGAGUGUCAGGACCGUAGUGAGGAGGUGCACGGCCCUGACGUUCACAGCCUCUGAGGAGAAGGUUUUGGUGGCGGACAAGUCCGGGGACGUCUAUUCCUUCCCAGUGCUGGAGCAGCAUGGCCCUGGCAGGCUUGAGCUCGGACACCUGUCCAUGCUGCUGGAUGUGGCCGUGAGCCCUGACGACCGCUAUGUCCUCACUGCCGACCGGGAUGAGAAGAUCCGGGUCAGCUGGGCCACGGCCCCGCACAACAUUGAGUCCUUCUGCCUCGGACACACUGAGUUCGUGAGCCGCAUCCUGGUGGCGCCUGGCCACCCUGAGCUGCUCUUGUCCUCCUCCGGGGACCGCACCCUGAGGCUCUGGGAGUACCGGAGCGGCCGCCAGUUGCACUGCUGUCACCUGACCAGCCUGCAGGAGCCAGCGGAGCCCUGGGGCGACAAGAGGUUUGCCGUGUCCAGGAUCACGUACUGGCGCCAGGAGGACUGCGUGGCGCUUCUGUGCGACAGCCUCCCCAUGGUCUACCUGUUCCAGCUCGAUGCCCCCCGGCAGCAGCUGGUGUACAGACAGCAGCUGCCUUUCCAGCACCGAGUGUGGGACGUGGCGUUCGAGGAGGGCCAGGGGCUGUGGGUCCUGCAGGACUGCCGCGAGGAGCCCCUCGUGCUCUGCAGGCCUGUGGGCGGCCAGUGGCAGGCUGUUCCUGAAAGUGCUGUGGUGAGGAGAGUCUCCGCUCACCUCCGUGGGAACUGGGCUGUGCUGGAAGGCUGUGCUGGCGGGGACAGUGGCCUCAGCGGCCUCUACAAGGCCACCUGUGACAACGUGACCUCGUACCUGAAGAGGAAGGAGGAGCGGCUGCAGCAGCAGCUGGAGAGGAAGCGACGCAGGACCUGCCCCCCAGGCCCAGCGGGCCGGCCGCGGAGGUGAAGGCCGGGCGGCACCCGAGACAGCGCGCAGCUGCGGAGGGCCCGGGGGGCAGGGCAGUCCCGCCCUCAGCCCGCGCCUGGGGGCCGUCACCUGGGCUCUAGAACUACUGAGCAGAGGCUCUUCUGCCUGAGUCCAGAGCCCCUCUGGCUGAAGGAAGUCGUGCCGUGUGUCAGCUGAACUGGAGAUGCUCCCUGUGAGCCGGAAGUGCCUCGGACGGAGCCCCUUCCCUUCGCGCUGGAGGGAUGUCACCCCCAGUCGUGGCCCCCGUCCCUCCCGCUCGUCCCGCAGCACCUCCCGUGCCGGCCGUGCCCGCUUCACAGCAGCGCGGGGGAGCAUGUGCUCCUGUCUCCUUGUCUGCUGGGUGGUCCUCCACGCCGCCCAGCAGGCAGCCCCUCGCCUCGGGCCUCCAUGUUGAGACCUCAGAGGAAUUAAAUAGCUCAGGUGUCCCCUAGGGACGUCGUGGAAACGGUGGGCUUGUCUGCGGACGUGUGAGGACGGGGGAGCCCUGGCUGGACGCGUGCUCCACGGGGAGAGGAUGGGUGGUGUGUGUGUUCGUGAUGUUGAUUUAAACUUGUUCGUGUGUUGGAGAGCGGCCGUGUCAGCUGAAGUCUAAUCACCGAUCAUAAAGAUGAGCUUUUCUGCAGCUUCUGGAAGUUUAGCAGCGACACGUGGAACUAAUUCCGAAAUACAUCGAGCAAAACAGUGAUGAGUGUACUGUGUGUGACUGAAACAUUCGCUUUUUGAUUUGAAGAUACUGUUUUGGUGUGGGCUUUCCCAGGGCACUUGGAAACAAAUCGUUUUGUGUAUCAAAAGCUGGGUGCUUCAUAUUUUUCCUAAGUGCCUUGUUUUACUUUAAACACUGAUCUGAAAACAGAGCUGUUCGUGAGCUGCUGAGGGCUGCUUCCCACACGGGGCAUCCGGGCUGCCCUAGACUGGGGGCCGAUUGGACAGAGAAGUCCAGGAACGGGGGCGGGGUGGGCCUGGGACAGAAUGGGGUGCCCAGGAGCCACGUGGGGGCGACCUGGCCACGGUCCGCAUAGAGGAGCCUGACCUCGUCAGCGUUGCACCUGGCGCAGGGCGUGCUUUCAGUAAGGAUCUGCUUUGAAUUCCUGGUUUUAGGAGAAAAUUGGGUUUGUUCUUGAUGGUGACUUGGUCUAAGAUUGAGGUCGGCAAACUGGCCUGCUGGCCAGAUCCUGCCUGUGGCCUGAUUUUCUGUGCUUUGAGCUGAGCAUGGUUUUUACGUGUUUAAAUGGUUAGAAAAUAUCAAAAAAAAAAAAAGUAUUUCCAGAUAUGUGAAAAUCAUAUGCAAUUUAAGUUCCAGUGUCCAUAAAUAAAUUUUUACUGGGACAUGGCCACGCCUGCUCGACUGGGGGGUCAGUGUCGGUGUCGGGCUGUAGCGGCCGAGUGAGGUGGUUGCCAGGGAGACCGGAUGGCCUGCACAGUCCGGCCCUUUACAGAAAAGUGUGUCAAUCCCAAUUUAAGGGCUUUUAAAAAUCCGUGUGGUGGUUCAGACGAACUGGUUAGCUUAUCUCUCCUUGGACCUUCUUCCUCACCUCGUUCACUGUGUUCCCUGGGGGCAGGGGGAGUGGGGCUCUCUGACACCCUGCGCCCAUGGUCAUCCCCGCCCUGCGGGGGUUGGGAGGGCAGCAGAGGGGCGCUGAGGGGUGUGGGAGGCGGUCGCCUCUGCUCCUGGGGGCUUAGUCGUCCCGGAGCCCAGCAGCGCCUUCCCGCAGGGCUGCCGCCUCUGGGGGGGUGAGGGGGGUGCCUCUGGCUCCAGCCCCAGGGGCAGAAAUGGCUUUUUCUUGGUCCCCAAACCCUGUCCACGCCUCUGGGAUCAGUCCUUCCAUCAACGGGCCUUGACAGAUCUCAGCUGAGUGAGCGCCUUGUUCUGGCUGCAGCGUCUGGGGGCUGCUCCGUCCGAGGGAUUCGGGGUACUCCCAGACCUGAGAUUCCUCUGUUCUUUAAAGUCGUCCAUAAUUUAGUGGACCACCCCCUGUUGCUAUUUAGUAAUUCUUCCUAUUCAGUUUUCCCCCUUAAGUUAUCCGUGUGGUUUCUCUCCCUUGACAGAUGCACCUUUCCCCUGCUGCACGUAACGCGUCUCUCUUCCUGGAGUUUAAGGCUUCCCUGCCCGUCACUGGUUGUCCGUCGUUUGAUCAUGAUAUGCUUUGGGAGGGGUGUGUGUGUCCUUUUAGGGUUUCUUGGCAUUUCUUAGAUCUGUGCAUUUAGUUUUUUUUUUUUUAAUUGAAUUUGGAAGUUUCCAGCUGUUACUUCUUCGGGUUUCUCCCUGGCACCUUCUGUCCUUGCUUCCGCAGUCCCGGUGCUUGUGUGUCGGGCCGCUGGACGGGCCCGCGGCCAGCAGCCCCCACCCCGGGCUCCUUCGUGCUCGGGCUUCGUUUUGGGUGGGUUCUUCCCGCUGCUUCACGCCCCCUGAUGCCCGGUGCUGUCUGCGCCACUGUUAACCCAAGGCUGAGUAUUUUCCGUGAUCAGAUACUGUGUUUCUCGUCUCUGUGAAAUUCAUUUUGUCCUUUUAAACAAAUGUCUUCUGUUCCUCUUCUCAUCAUACUUGUUAAAAAAAAUCCUUGAGCAUCUGGUGCGUCCUUAGAAUGAUUGUUUUCCUUUGUGUUAAUUCCGUCUUCUCCGUCAUUCCUGCUGCUUCUGUUGACUGAUCUUCUGCUUACGGCCACGUCUUCCCGCUACUGAGUAUGUCUAGGUGCUAGGUGCCCAGCAUUGUGACGUUUUCACGGUUGAGCACCGAGUUUCACGAUGUUCCUUGAAAGAAUGUCGCUCUGUCCCUGGCAGCAGUUUAGCUGCUGUGGGUCAAGUCCACCUUUCGAGGUCGGGCUUUGAGCUCAUUGGGGCGGCUCUGGACUGGCCCUGGGAGGGAUGGCGCGCUCCCACUUCCGAGGUUGGCCCCCCCAGGGCCCACGCUGAGCAUGCUGUGUAUUCGUGACGUCUCCCCGCAUGGGCUGGCCUGGGGGACCCAGCUCAUCCCCGGGGGUCUGGGAAUGGUUCUUUCCUCAAAAGUCACUCAUGUGAUGUGCAUGGGGUUCCACCCACACGUGCAGGUUGGUGUUUGAUCCAAGACCCAAGAGGACCCCUGGCAGAUCCCGUGAGCUGUGCAGCUCCCUCUUUACAGGUCCUCUGUCCCAGAUUCGAGCUGCCUUGCCUCUGAAUUCCAGUUUCCGUCUCCACUGCGUUGGGGCCUCCCUCCCUGCGCCUUCAGAGAAUUGCUUCCAGGCACAGGUCCUCAGACCCAUGCUGCCUGGCGUCUGGUUGGCCCUGGGGGCGGGUAUCCGGACCCCCAGGCUCUCCGUGGCCUGCAGCUGAGUCCCGUUGUCUUGUGACAAGGGAGGCACAGUGGCCUCUCGUCUAAGCUGCCUGUGAGGGUCCUGGCGUGGUGGCUUGGCAGUGCUUCCUGGGGGGCGGGACUGACUCGAAGCUGAGUGCUCUGGUCUCCCCUGCCGUGUGGGUUGAGCAUCUUUCCGGUUUGGCUGUUGGCUUUCUAGAGGCUUUGUCGUGUGACCUUUCUGGCAAUCAGAUGUGUUCGUUGCUUUGUUUGUGAUCUGGGGUAUUGUCCUGGCCUUGGAAGGGUUUUCUCCACCCCGCACCCCUUUGGAAUGGCUUGUUCUGGAAGAGGUGACAGCAUCGGGGCGGCCCCCUGAUGCGGGGCGGGGCGGGGCGGGGCGGGAGGCUGGCGGGAGGCACUCGUGUGGGGAGACUGCGAUCCCCGCGUCAGAAGCAGUUUAGUUUUGUCCCCCAAACCUGGCUUUUCACCAGGACGUGGGAGCAGCGUGGCGUUCACUCUAAGAUUCAUAGUGAGAUCUGCCAGUUUUUGAAGCAGAAAAUCACAAGCCUGACACUGGAUAUGUUGUGUUUUGCUGAUUCCAAUUCCAUGACAGAAAUGAAGGAGCUAAAACAAUAAAACUGCAUUCGUGGCCCCUCUGGA
Molecule: messenger RNA, 5667 nt
Organism: Camelus dromedarius (Arabian camel)
Lineage: Eukaryota; Metazoa; Chordata; Mammalia; Artiodactyla; Camelidae
Gene: WDR4
Product: WD repeat domain 4
Exons: 11
Coding region: 513-1721 (402 amino acids)
Biological process (GO): RNA (guanine-N7)-methylation; tRNA modification
Cellular component (GO): nucleus; tRNA methyltransferase complex; cytosol
Molecular function (GO): protein binding
Source: RefSeq, a predicted model, not a curated record